AUGGUAAUCACACGCAAAUCUAGACCAGAAUUAGAAUCUGAUAUAAGGCGGGUUAAAUCAGAAAUAACUUCUUUAGAAAGACAAUUGCAAGCACGUGAAACUCAAUCUAGAUUCGAUGACGAUCUCGAUGAUGAGGAGGAAUUAGAGGAAAUUCUUAAAAAGUUAGCCGCUGCUGGUGAAUCCGAUGCACUUUCUGCUUUACUUCAAGAUAAUGUAUUUGAUAGUCCCGAUAAGGACGCGAUUACUAGCACUGAGGGCGUAGAUUCAAAUGGUAGUAAUACUGAUAGUCAGAAUAAAUCUACUACAAUCAACAAACAACAAGACAUCGAAACUCAGAAACAGAUUCAUAGAUUCAAUGCGGCUAUACAACUUAAUCAGGCAUUUACUGGUAUAUCCAUAGAUCAACCAACACUUCUACAAGAAGAUCAAGAAGUGAGAGACUAUAGAAUUUCUGGAAUUAUUCAAUCACUAGGUGGUAUACCAUUCGAUACAGUUGUUCAAUUUAACACAAAAACUCUAAGAGUAACCGAUUUGAAGAUAAAUUGCCCAAUUUCUGGUUUACAUGAUGCAAUUAAGAGGAUCGAAGAUCAACAUUCUUUGCCCCUAUUUUACAGAACUUUACACGACUAUGGUGGGAUAGUACAACAUUUAAAUGCUCUCAUGGAUGAAUUACACACAUUAUACCACAAAAAUGUUAUCUAUCUCAAUGAAUUCACUAUAGUGUUUGGUGAUUAUACGAAGCGUACAUUGAUGCUUACAUGCGAAUUAAAAUGGGAUAAACCAAAUAACCGACUUGAACCUUCAUUCUUCGUGUGUGCUAGGUUAUCAGACAAAGAGACUGCCUCUGCUAAAGAAUUAGAUACCAUUGCGAAUAUGAAUAUAAACUUUCAAAAUAUGCUAGUUAUUGGUAUUCCCCUCAAGAAAGCUAUUGAAAUUGCUUUAACGGCUUGGUUGCAUAUGCAACAAUCACAGCCAUUAGCAUUACCACCAUCAACUGCUGCUGAAUUAAUGCUCAAACCAAAGGAUAGUAGAACUAAUAAAGAAAUACCCCUGAAAUUGAAGCAAAUUAUCACUAAGUCAAACAAUGAUGUUAUGAAAAGGGAAAGAAUGAAUGAGGAAAGGAAGAAGAAAUCUGCAUUAAAGAAAGCUUCUAGAGAAAAUGCUAAGAGGAUAAAAAAACUUGAAAAGAUCAUGGAAAUUAAAGAAAGACGUAGAGCAGAACGUAAGGAGAAACAUAAUACAGACAGAGAAGCCAGUAAGAGGGUCGAAGGAAAGUUUCACAAGAGAAAGGAAGCAGAGAAACUACAAAAUGAAGCCGAAGAGUCACGAUGGAGUUCUUCAAAUGUCGUGCGUCCUGAAGAGCGUAAUUCCGAGGUUUCGGAACAAUCUUCUAAACGUAGACGUUCAUCGGGGUCUCCAGGAAGUAUCAGUAGGAGUAGAAGCGGAAGUGGGAGCCAAAACUCACCUAGGUCAUAUAUAUUUAGGAGAUCAUCAGUUGUGGAUGUAUCAUCCGAAGAAGACAAUGGGGAGGAGCGAGAGCAUCCAGGAGAACGAACACUCGAAAUGAGAAAGGCACGCAGAAUGAAUGAAAGACUUCAAGGCAGAAGAGCGCAUGAAACCAGAGAAAUACAGCGUGAGAAUGAUCAAGCUUCCCCAAGUCCUCGCAAAAGGAUGACAAAAACAUCUCCAAGAAAAUAAGAUUCUUCAAGGAGAAUAGAUUAAUUUGUAACACAGUCACAUUGUACUAAUUUGUAUUUUAGUAAUUGCUAAUAUAUGUCACUAUUU
Molecule: messenger RNA, 1785 nt
Organism: Wallemia mellicola CBS 633.66
Lineage: Eukaryota; Fungi; Basidiomycota; Wallemiomycetes; Wallemiales; Wallemiaceae
Exons: 5
Coding region: 1-1698 (565 amino acids)
Source: RefSeq, a predicted model, not a curated record